AUGGAAGCUCCGUUGCAUCGUCGAUGGAUUGAUAAUCGGUGUAUGCCAAGAAGGGGUGGGAUCACUCCUGAAUUUUAUGCUGGUGUUGAUGAGUUUAUUCAACUUGCAUCUUCUCAAGAAAGUUUCAUAAGGCUAGGAGUGUUGAAAUGUCCUUGUAUGAAAUGUGAGUGUUUGAAGUUUAAACCAGUUAAUGAGGUGAAAAGGGAUCUUUGUAAGCAUGGGUUUAUGAAAGGAUAUUAUUAUUGGACGAACCAUGGGGAAGAAAUACCAAUAAUGCCUCAAAAUGUUAUUGUAAAUGAAUAUUAUAGAGAAGAUAAUUUUAGAGAUCAGUUUAAUCCGUAUGAGCAAAUGGUAAUGGAUGCAGCAGGACCGUCACAUGUGCCUGCUACAAUGCAAGGAGCGUUUAGCGAAAGUGGUCAUCAGUCGUACAAUAUUGAGGAACCACCUAAUGAAAAUGCAAAAGCAUUUUAUGAGAUGUUAUCUGCUGCACAAUCCCCAUUAUACUCGGGUUGUGAUGCAGAGAGUGAACUUUCUGCUGCAAAGAUUGAUUGUUGUCCAAAUAGUUGUAUGUUAUAUUAUAAGGAUGAUCAAUUUGAGAGGAGUUGUAAGUUUUGUAAUCAUCCUCGUUUUAAGUCUGCAAGAAGUGGCACAGGAAAAUUUAAAGAAAUUCCUUUUAAGAGAAUGUGGUAUUUGCCCCUCAUACCAAGAUUGCAAAGAAUCUAUGCUUCAACCAUUACUGCUUCGAACAUGAGGUGGCACUAUGAAAAUCGGAGAGAGUUUGGGGUAUUGUCUCACCCGUCUGACGAUGAAGCAUGGAAAUAUUUUGAUCGAACACAUCCUGACUUCUCUACUGAUCCUAGAAAUGUAAGGCUUGGUUUGUGUGCAGAUGGGUUCACUCCAUAUGGUCAAUCGGGUCGCCCGUACUCUUGUUGGCCAGUAAUUGUGACUCCAUAUAAUUUGCCUCCUGGAUUAUGUUUGAAAAGAGAGUUUAUGUUUUUAACGGUUAUUAUUCCGGGUCCUUCAAAUCCCAAAAGUAAGAUAGACGUAUUUUUACAGCCUUUAAUUGAUGAAUUGAAAUUGCUUUGGCACGAAGGAGUGUUGACUUAUGACAUAUCUACAAAGCAAAACUUUAUGAUGAAAGCAGCUCUAUUGUGGACUAUCAAUGAUUUUCCUGCAUAUGGAAUGUUAUCUGGUUGGAUGACAUCAGGUAGAUUAGCAUGCCCGUAUUGUAUGGAAAACACAAAAGCUUUUAAUCUCAAGUACGGUGGGAAAACAUCAUAUUUUGAUUGUCACCGAUAA
Molecule: messenger RNA, 1299 nt
Organism: Diospyros lotus (date-plum)
Lineage: Eukaryota; Viridiplantae; Streptophyta; Magnoliopsida; Ericales; Ebenaceae
Exons: 2
Coding region: 1-1299 (432 amino acids)
Source: RefSeq, a predicted model, not a curated record